This is a messenger RNA of Poecilia latipinna (sailfin molly), 1255 nucleotides long. Its product is annotated as ETS translocation variant 3-like protein. Lineage: Eukaryota; Metazoa; Chordata; Actinopteri; Cyprinodontiformes; Poeciliidae. The transcript has 6 exons. Bases 313 to 1125 code for a protein of 270 amino acids. Gene Ontology annotation, molecular function: DNA-binding transcription factor activity, RNA polymerase II-specific; sequence-specific DNA binding. Gene Ontology annotation, cellular component: nucleus. Gene Ontology annotation, biological process: regulation of transcription by RNA polymerase II; cell differentiation. The record is from RefSeq and is a predicted model, not a curated record.
CUGAGGAGGAGAUAUCGUUUUGUUGUUGCUCCAAGAUAAGGGGAUAUUACAGCUUGUGGAAAGGAGCUUAUAGGAGAGGAGAGACAUGAUUCACUGGGGAAGAAGUGAAGUGCUUCUUCCUCGUAGAGAUGAGCUUUUAGCCUUCCAGGGAGAACGUCGGCUGCAAAUCGCAGAGUGGGGGGAAGGUCAUUGUGUCUAUGAGAGGAUGAUGUGUGUGUUUACCAGGAGAAAUUAUACAAAACUAACAAGAAGAACAGUUUCUGUAGGGGGGGGAAUUAUGCUUCUCCAUCCUGAUGAGUUAAAGAUAAUCUUAUGCACCUCAUAAGUUUUAUGCAUGUAAUGAAUAUCUUGAACUCAGGCUCACCGAUGCAGUGCAGCUGUAACUCCUCAGUCGGGCACUUUUCAUCACCUUACUGGAGCCGAGCAGUGCUGUUUCCUGAUUGGGCCUACAAACCUGCCUGGUCUCCUGGUUCCAGGCAGGUCCAGCUGUGGCACUUCCUGUUGGAGCUGCUGGGCUGCGGCGAGGGCGGAGCCAUCGGCUGGGGGGGCGAGUGGGGCGAGUUUGUCAUCAGGGACCCCGAGAGGCUGGCCAGGCUGUGGGGGGAGAGGAAGGGCAAACCACACAUGAACUACGACAAGCUGAGCCGGGCGCUCAGAUACUACUACAACAAACGCAUCCUGCACAAGACCAAAGGGAAAAGAUUCACCUACAAGUUCAACUUCAGCAAACUCAUCCUCGUCAACUAUCCAGGGUACCUGCCUCCAUCCAGCCAUCAGCUGGUCCACAGGGCUCCUCUAUGCCUCCCAUUCCUCUCCUCUGAGAGUGGCCUUCCUCACUGUGGAGGAGCAGGAUCAUUGAUAGACAGAGCCGCUCAGCCUCUGCCGCACACCUUCCUGCUUCCCAAGCCGCUCCCGGUGCCUCAGCCCCUCCACGGCCCCAUCCCCUUCAUCCCCGCUGUCGCUCGCCCGGAGGUCGGACAGAGAGAGCCCAGGGAGUCGGGUCUAAAUGCAAAUGGCUGGCUGCACAGAAGCUCCGCAGACUGGGACGUGAAUCCCCACAUAAGCUGGAACCUGUCAGGAGAGAAGCAGCAGGACGACGACAGAGUGGGGAAACAUGCAGACUGAGGACAGGGAAUACAAAUGAAAUACUUUCUUUCAUUAAAUCUCUCCAGUUUAAUUAUUUUUUGUCUCUGUUUUGAGUCGUUGUGGCAUAGUUUAUUACCUGUGGAUUAAAAUUCACAACAUUUGUAAACUA